Molecule: messenger RNA, 3785 nt
Organism: Hirundo rustica (Barn swallow)
Lineage: Eukaryota; Metazoa; Chordata; Aves; Passeriformes; Hirundinidae
Gene: ATG7
Product: autophagy related 7
Exons: 19
Coding region: 103-2223 (706 amino acids)
Biological process (GO): cellular response to nitrogen starvation; protein modification by small protein conjugation; piecemeal microautophagy of the nucleus
Cellular component (GO): cytoplasm; phagophore assembly site
Molecular function (GO): Atg8 activating enzyme activity; Atg12 activating enzyme activity
Source: RefSeq, a predicted model, not a curated record
UGUCACCUGAGCGCCGUGGGUGACGUCACCGGUGUGCGCCGGCCGGAGAUGCGGGAAGUGCAGAGCCAGCGGUGCAGCUGGGCUCCCAUCAGCAGCUGAGCCAUGGCUGCAGCCAGCGGGGAUCCCAGCCAUGCCGCGCUCUCCAAGCUGCAGUUUGCUCCCUUCAGCAGUGCCCUGGAUGCCGGGUUCUGGCACGAGCUGACCCAGAGGAAACUCAACGAGUACCGCCUGGAUGAGACCCCCAAAGUCAUCAAGGGCUACUACUACAAUGGUGAUCCUUUGGGUUUGCCAGCUCGCUUGACACUGGAGUUUAGUGCCUUUGAUAUGAAUGCUUCAAUACCAGCACGUUGCUGUCCUGCUUUUGGCACGCUGUAUAACACCAACACUUUUGAGACUUUCAAAUCCUGCGAUAAGAAAUCUCUUCUGGACAAGGAAGCAAACGAGAUCUGGGAAUCAAUCAAAUCUGGAGCUGCUCUGGAGAACCCAAUGCUCUUGAACAGGUUCCUGCUGCUGACAUUUGCAGAUUUAAAAAAGUACCAUUUCUAUUACUGGUUUUGCUACCCUGCUCUCUGCUUCCCUGAUGGAAUUCAUCUAACUCAGAAACCUGUGUGUCUUGGGGACAGGUUCUCACUAACUCAGAUUGAAGCCCUGCAGAAAGCCUACGAUGACCUCUGCCAGGAGGAGGGGGUGACAGCCCUGCCUUAUUUUUUAAUUAAGUAUCAUGAUAAUUCUGUCAUGAUAUCCCUGCUGAAAACGUGGGAUGGCUUCUUUCAAGACCGAGGAGGGAAGGUGACGGUUGGAGUUUAUGAUCCUUGUAAUUUAUCUCAGUAUCCAGGAUGGCCACUGAGAAACUUCCUGAUCCUGGCAGCUCACAAAUGGGGCAGCGUUGUGCAGAGGGUUGAAGUGCUCUGCUUCAGAGACAGGACCAUGCAGGGGGUGAGAGACAUCACACACAGCAUCAUCUUUGAAAUCAAACUGCCAGAGACACCCCUGGGCACAGAUUGUCCAAAAGCUGUUGGAUGGGAGAAAAACCAAAAGGGAGGCCUGGGGCCAAGGAUGGUGAAUCUCAGUGAAUGCAUGGAUCCAAAAAGGUUGGCAGAAUCAUCCGUGGAUCUUAAUUUGAAGCUGAUGUGCUGGAGGUUGGUGCCCACUCUGGAUUUGGAAAAGAUUGUGGCUGCCAAGUGUCUGCUGCUGGGAGCUGGCACCCUGGGCUGUAGUGUUGCAAGGACCUUGAUGGGCUGGGGGGUGAGGAAAAUCACUUUUGUGGACAAUGCAAAGAUCUCCUACUCCAACCCCGUGCGGCAGCCACUGUACGAGUUCGAGGAUUGCCUGAGCGGGGGCAAGCCCAAGGCUCUGGCAGCAGCAGACAGGCUGCAGAAAAUCUUCCCAGGAGUGAGCUCCGAAGGUUACAACAUGAGCAUCCCCAUGCCAGGCCACCCAGUGAAUUUUUCGGAGGUGACAAUGGCCCAGGCCCAGCGGGAUGUGGCCAGACUGGAGGAGCUCAUCAAUGCCCACGAUGUUGUUUUCCUGCUGAUGGACACUCGGGAGAGUCGCUGGCUGCCUGCCGUCAUUGCAGCCAGCAAGAGGAAGUUGGUCAUCAAUGCUGCCUUGGGAUUUGACACUUUUGUUGUUAUGAGACAUGGCCUGAAGAAACCCAAACAGCAAGAACACGGUGAUUCGCGUUUCAGCAACGCCUCCGCUUCUUCUGAUCUGCUGGGGUCCUCACUCUUCUCAAAUAUCCCUGGCUAUAAGCUGGGCUGCUACUUCUGCAAUGAUGUUGUGGCACCAGGGGAUUCCACCAGGGAUCGGACACUGGACCAGCAGUGCACGGUCAGCCGGCCUGGACUGGCCAUGGUGGCUGGAGCCCUGGCAGUGGAGUUAAUGGUUUCUGUCCUGCAGCAUCCAGAAGGUGGUUAUGCUGUGGCCAGCAGCAGUGAUGACAGAAUGAAUGAACCACCCACUUCUCUUGGGCUUGUUCCUCACCAGAUCCGAGGAUUUUUAUCCAGAUUUGAUAAUGUUCUUCCAGUCAGCCUGGCAUUUGAUAAGUGCACAGCCUGUUCAGCCAAGGUCCUGGACCAGUAUGAACGAGAAGGGUUUAAUUUCCUAGCUAAAGUUUUUAAUUCUUCACAUUCCUUCUUGGAAGACUUGACAGGUCUGACUUUAUUACACCAGGAGACCCAGGCUGCUGAGAUCUGGGACAUGAGUGAUGAUGAAACUGUUUGAAAUCAGGUGCGGAGGAGGAGGAGGAGGAGGAUGCUCUGGACUGCAGCCCUGCCUUUUAUCUCUGCUUUGAGGAGUUAAUGAUUGCUUUACCCCUCCUGACUGCUGGAAAGACAAACAAACAGAACCCACGUUUUGCCACGAAUAACUUCACUUUCAAAGCAGUCUCCUGUGGACAGAACUCACCAUGUUUUCAUUUUUAUUGUGUAAAUAACUGGAGCAAUGCGCUUAUAUUUAAACCUGGUCUCUCUCUCUCUCUCUCUCUCUCUUUUUGGUUUGGUUUGGGUUUUUUUUAAGUUUCUAAAUAUGGCUUACAUAUUAAAAAAUGCUGCUUAAGUAAAUUUGGGUGGUUGGUUUGGGCCAGGUUUUAUUUUGCUUAUCAAUGGCCAUGUCCAGGCAGCAUUUCUGAAUGGCUUUUUUUCACCUCUCUCAGAUUUGGGGCACUUUGUUGGAAUUUGUGAAGAUUGAUCAUUUCAUCAAAGAUUGAUCAUUGAUGAUUUCUUCUCUUGGGAGUUAAAUUUAAUCUUUAAAGGUAGGCAGGAGUGGACAAGGACCUGAAGCCGCUGCCUGCACCACAGGAAUUAUUUGCAAACAUGAACUUCAGUGCAGUUGUUCUGCAUGUGUCCAUGGAAUUGUUAUUCCCUGUAAAGACCCCAUCUUUUCAUGCCGUGGAAACAAAGUGGUUUGACUGAUUUUUUUGCCCAGGAAAGACCAAAAUGCAUUUUUAUCAUGAUGAGGCUCCUCUGAAGCUCAGGGAAGACUCUGUUAUAUGGUAAAAAAAUUGCUCUAGGGGGUGGUGGGUCUUUGAUUCAGUCAAAACAUGAAGGGAAAUUCACUAAAAUGAGAAAUUUGUUCUCUGACUUUGCUGUUCUUGGGUGUGGUCAUGCAGAAGUGUGCAGGUGUUCAAAAAGAGCAAUUCUCUUUUCAUUUUUGGUUCGUUUGAUUUUCUCAAAUGGCUUCAGAGAUUGUGGCUGAACAUAAAGAGGAGUUUGAGAACCCUUGAGUUUAAAAACAUUGCUUGAGGAAAAAGGAGUCUUAAAAUAUCAAAAUACAUUACUGCAAAGUUGAAUCUGUUGGUCUUAACUUGGAAUAGGUUUUAGAAGGAAAUUUGAAAUCCCUUUCAUAGCUUUAUAUUGUGGGGUUUAUGAGUUAACUCACUUAGGAAAAAUGCAAAUCACUUUAUCUGCCAAGCAGCCUCUAUUUCCCAUUUAUAUUAUGAAAAUUACUCAGUCAAUCCAAUUAUUUGAGUUCCUUCCUUAGCAUGACCUCUGAAGAUUUUAUUUUUUGUAGAGACUUUCCCAGCUUCUCUCACAUCAGAAGUUCAGUCAGGUCAAGGAUAUCUGCAAGUCCCAUCUUCUGAUGAGAAAAGAAGAUUUAGUGAAACCUGCUGAGGUUUGCACCAAGUGUCUAAAAUAGGCAUUAUUGUCUAAAAUAGCCAUUAUUUCUAUUUAUUUAUUCUCAUAGUCAUAAUAUUUACAUUAUUUCUUACCUAGGGGAAUGCCUAGCUUAAGUAACUUCAGUGUAAUAUAAAAUUAUAUAUGAAUGCAAUAUAUUUUGGAAAUCAU